AAGUCCCAGUUCCAAUGGCAGCUUCUUAUGGAUCCACAUUUAACAAGGGAGCCCCUACCAAUACACCCAUCACCUGCAGGUUCUUCCCUAACUGCAGUAAUGUCCAGUGUACCUUUUAUCACCCCAAGCCAUGUCGAUUUGGAAUCAAGUGCAUGAAUAAACCCACCUGCAGUUUUUACCAUCCCUCUGUGCCAAGCAAAAGUCAGCUGACAUGGACCUCUGCAAAUAAACAGUCUAGUGUUCACAUCAGCCAAAGACGGUUUGAUGCUGGGGCAGCAGAGUCAUUACCAGUAUCUGUAGAUUAGAGAAGAAACUAUCACAAGCUGUGUAGUCCUUAUACAUCCCAGCAAAAGUUUCUGGAAAACAAAUCAAUGUCACAAAGUCCUUCAAGGCAAAGAAGACCUUAUAGUCAAAGUGUUGCAGUCAGGUUGACCAUAUAGUCAAGUGAUAGGAGAAAUUGUGAUAAUGAUCAUAUCUCCACUCUCUUCCUCAGUGUCAUUAUAGAUGACAACAGAAAAAUUAAUUUUAUAAGUCAGUUUAAACACACAGUUAUGUGACAUGUUUAUUAGAGUAAUAUGAAUUUUGAAGACACAUUUUCAUAUUUUUGUAAAUUUUGAAGAUACAGUUUUCAUAUUUUAUUUUGAGCAUAGUAAACCUGUCAUGAAACAAUGCUGGUUUAUACAUGUAAACAUAUAAUACUGUGUUUUAAACUCUGUAAAAGACAAGCAACAAAAUAUGUUACUAUGCAAAGGGCAGCAACUUGUACAAUUUACUUUUACAGUGAUUUUUCCAUAGUUCCUUGUCUGCAGAUAUAGUGUGUUGACCAUUCAUUACGAUUGUUUUAUAAAAAGCAAAGCUGAAUAAAAUGUUGCAUUCACACUGUGUGUAAUUUGCCUGAAAAUAAUAAAGAUUUUUCUGUUCA
Saccostrea cuccullata (small rock oyster) is the source of this 922-nucleotide messenger RNA. Its product is annotated as zinc finger CCCH domain-containing protein 14-like. Gene Ontology annotation, biological process: regulation of mRNA stability. The record is from RefSeq and is a predicted model, not a curated record. Bases 15 to 305 code for a protein of 96 amino acids. Gene Ontology annotation, cellular component: cytoplasm; nucleus. The transcript is spliced from 3 exons. NCBI's taxonomy places the organism in Eukaryota, Metazoa, Mollusca, Bivalvia, Ostreida, Ostreidae. Gene Ontology annotation, molecular function: metal ion binding; poly(A) binding.